AUGCAGCCCGGCCUGCAGAAACGGACGUUUGCGCGCGGUCCUGCGGUGGCGGAGGCUGACACUUUUGCGAAGGAUUUCAAUGCGAUUUUUCGCAUUCAGAACAUUCGCCAGACGCUUUGCAGUAUUGUUUCCUCACGUGCUGCCUCCUCUCAACGUGACUCGACGCCACGCGAUGAGACGCCACACAAUCUGCGGGGCCUAAGUACGGAGGGAACGUUGAUGUCACCGCGUGGGCCUCCGGCUUCUGCCGCGGGGCGUUUUCUUGUUUCGUCUCAGCGCCGUGUGGAGGAGCUAAUGCGCGAGAACCACCGACUGGAGUUACUCUGCAUCACACAGGAGGAAGCCAUGAACCAGUUGCGUGAGGAGCCAGUCCCGGUCGGGAGAGAGCAGUCUAGUGAGGUCGCAGGCGGUUCGGCGAAGCUGGGGCGAUUGGGUCGAUGCAAGACGCCUUCUUUAAGCCGCAGGAGUCAAGCGACACGUUCAGUCGCGGAGGGCGGUGACGCAACGGGGACCGUCGAUGCAUCGCAGUCGCCGCCAAUAUCGAGUAGGGUUGUUGAGGCCGUACAGCACCUUGUUGACACCGCGAUUUGUGUGUUUCCACGGCUUCUUUCCAAUGCUGAGACCCCCGGAGACGACGCCGGGAGGGAGCUGGACACCACCUGUGCCGUGUUUGAAUUUGUGGUGAGCAAUCUUUCUGACUGGGAACGCCUUACCAGAGAGUCGGCCGAGAUGAGGAGGGUGAAUGCAAUUCUUUCUCGGACAAUCGCAGAUCUGGAGGAGAAGCAAGAGGCCUGGCGUGCCAAACUUCUCUCCAUCGUGAAGCGAUUGCAGGCGACGGAGGCAGAGCAGCGGCGGAGUAUACAGGUGCGGGAUUGUCGUAUAGAUGCGCUACAGGCGCAAGUAGACUCCCUCACAGCAGAUGUCACAUGUGCCGUGGAGCAGCGGGAUCAAUACAUGCUCCGCUGCGGGGAUCUUGAGCGGUCUAUCUGCUGCCGCCUCGAGGAACAGCUAACAGAACGACAAGAGGCGGAUAGAGUGCAGCGUGAGUACGAGGCGCUGCGUAGCGAGCUGAAUUCACUCUGCAAAUCGCUGCCUAAAGAAGUUGCCGCGCCUUUCACUGCCGAGGAGGGCAAUGAGGGGGAGCAGCAGGCACGCACGGGGUUGGAUGUGUUGAAACUCCAGGCGACUAUUGAUUCUCUCAUGGACGAGAGGAGGGCAAUGCAAAAACGGCUUGAUACCCUUGCGGGCUCACUCGCCGAAGUGAAUGAACGUGUGUUGUUAUUAGAGGAGGAGAAGAGAGAGCUCUCACAGCAACUGAGAUCAAAGCAAAAUGAGGUUGAACAUGCCCAUCAAGAACUGGAGGAACUGAAGCGUUUUCCUUCUCCUUCUGCUGCUGCUGCUGCUGCUGCGUUGUCUGACGAAACUCCAGUGGCAGCUGAAAAAGUUUACCACGCCGAGGGGUCACACCAACGUUGGUUUUUGCGGCCUGUUGAGUACUGCCAGUUUGACGGGAAGGAGUUGUCCACGCCUGUCGUGGAUGUCUCCUCCAUUCUCCGUGCACUUGACACCGACAUUAUUGCUUUUUCCAAUAGAAACGAGCAUGUACGCAAACCAGGGCUCUUUUUUCAAAUUGGGUGCGGCAUUGCGAAGGAGCUGGAGUUAUUUAACAACUUAUCUUCGACCUCCCUAGGAAAGUGGAAGCUGUUCCUGUUGCAGAUACAGGACGGCUUUAGGGACCCCGAAUUCUACACGGCUGACCACGCGGCUGAGUGUGCCCAGUUCUUUUAUGCCCUUUUGUUUCACUCCGGAAUGAUACCACACAUGAGCCAUGCGGAGUUGUUGGCCGCUGUGACGGCUGCACUCUGCAUGGAGUAUGGCCAUCCAGGUGUUUCAGGCUGCCUUCUUUCCGCAGCGCAGGACCCUGCGGCCGCUGGCAUUCAUAGCUGCCUUCUACUAGAGCACCGGCGCUUAGAGAGUCUUGGCGAAAUUUUUUCACAGGAGCAGUUUUUUUUCUGUGAUCAUCGGUUGGCGACUGUCUCGCUUCUGGAUGAUGUGAAGGCUUUGCUUCUUCCGGACGGAUGGCAUGGGGAGUGCAGCGGCGUGAUGCAUUCUUGUCUCAAGCUUCUGUCGAGUGGGCCAUUGCGGAUGGAGAGUGAGUCCGUGCGCUGCCAGCUUGUUCAAUUGCUGCUGAGGUUGGCAAAGUAUGCUUUUUGCAUGCGUGUGUUUGAUGUGAAUGACCGAUACUCGGGGAAGUGGUUUCAGAUGAUGCAGCGGCAGGCACAAUUUGCUGCAGAAAUUGGGAUUUACGGGUUUGACUUGCCUCACAACGCACCCACCGUCGCGGAUACACAACUGCUGCUGAUGGAGCGUACAGUCCUACCGCUGUGCCGCAUUGUGGUUCAGGCCUUCCCGUCGCUUUAUCCGUGCGAGGAGGCACUACGAGCGAACUAUGCCACAUGGGUCUUGCGUGCUGGGCAACACCCAAAGGAGGGUGCUGUGGCGGAGGUGCGUGAUUCAUUCUCAUUUUCUGCGGCCGAUUUGCCGCAUGUUGAAGGCAUCACACAAGACGCUGCGGCCGCUGACAGCAUUGACUCACGGGGUUUCGAUGCUGCCCAUCGAAACGUUUCACAACAAUUAGAGAGUGGCUCCCUUCUUGUCAGCACCGCCUUAUUUCUCUCCUCUCAAAAGGAGAUGCUCUCUGUGUAUGAAGAGAACGUGGUCCUUCGUGGCAUGCUUGAGACACUUUUAGUCCCGGUUGAGACUCUCCCUGCAUCUCAAGGAGCUGUCCCAUGA
Messenger RNA from Trypanosoma cruzi, 2793 nucleotides. RefSeq lists its product as uncharacterized. The record is from RefSeq and is a predicted model, not a curated record. NCBI's taxonomy places the organism in Eukaryota, Euglenozoa, Kinetoplastea, Trypanosomatida, Trypanosomatidae. Gene Ontology annotation, biological process: signal transduction. The transcript has a single exon. Gene Ontology annotation, molecular function: 3',5'-cyclic-nucleotide phosphodiesterase activity. Bases 1 to 2793 code for a protein of 930 amino acids.